ACACCUCAACUGAAGAAUGUUCUGAAAAACACUAACCUAAAGAAUGCCUCCUACCAGCUGCCUUCAACCCUAUCUACUGUUACGGCAUCCGGAUUGAUUAUUGGGCCGGAUGGCAGAUAUGCAAUUGUGUCCCCACAAAGAAAACGUCCUGAUGAACAUUGGGCUAUGAAUGCCAGGGAGGGACAAAGUGCAGAGGAUGUGUGGGCUGCAGAGAGAGUUUUACCUCAUGGAACUGUACAGAAUCUUACCAAGUGGUCUAUGUACCGCGACGAAAACAUGGUAGACCACCUCUCUCCACCACCUACUGGUGCUGGGUCCAGGCAAGGUGAGGUGCAGUGGGUACCAGAUCGGGAGGGGGAGCCCACAGGCCAGUGGUAUGAUAAGAUGUAUUCUAUAAGAAGUCUGCCUACCAUGAGUUACAGAGAGAAAAGAGAAGCUGAUGGACUUGAGGACAUGACACAGUUGGAGGAAUUAACAGAAGCAGCUGUUUUAAUGAACCUGAACACUCGCUUUAACCAGGAGCUCAUCUACACUUAUAUCGGCUGUAUUCUGCUAUCAGUGAAUCCAUACAAGUUACUGAACAUCUAUGGAACAGACAUGGUCCUGCAGUAUAAUGGUCAUGGCUUAGGGGAAAACCCACCUCACCUCUUUGCAAUUUCGAACCUUGCCUACACAACAAUGAUGGACGUCAAGCAGAACCAGUGCAUUAUCAUCAGUGGAGAGAGUGGAUCCGGAAAAACGGAAGCCACCAAACUGGUCCUCAGAUACCUCACUGCCAUACACCACGAGCGAAACGUUACACAACAGAUUGAGAUCCUGGAAGCAACUCCUCUGCUGGAAUCUUUUGGGAAUGCCAAAACGGUGCGGAAUGACAACUCCAGUCGCUUUGGGAAGUUUGUUGAGAUCUUUCUGGAGGAAGGAGUGAUAAGCGGUGCCAUAACUUCACAGUAUCUACUGGAGAAGUCCAGGAUUGUUUUUCAGGCAAAAAAUGAGAGGAACUACCACAUUUUUUACGAGAUGUUGGCCGGACUUCCUGUUCACCUGAAACGAGCCUUCUACCUGCAGGAGGCUGAAACCUACUACUACCUGAACCAAGGUGGUGACUGUGCGAUCGAGGGAAAGGACGAUGGCGAGGACUUCAGGAGGUUACAGAGUGCCAUGGACAUUCUCCGCUUCAGCCCUGAGGACCAGAGCAGUGUGUUCAGAGUGCUUUCAUCCAUCCUCCACCUGGGCAAUGUCUUCUUCCACAGACUCGAGACCGACGUGCAAGAAACGGCCGGUGUUGUAAGCGCUCAGGAGAUCCGCGUGGUGGCCGAACUGCUUCAUAUUUCUCCAGAAGGACUGCAGAAAGCCAUCACCUACAAAGUGACGGAAGCAAUGAAGGAGAAAAUAUACACUCCUCUGACUGUAGAGAGUGCCGUGGAUGCCAGAGAUGCCGUUGCCAAGAUCCUUUAUUCCCUGCUCUUUCAUUGGUUAACGGAGCGAAUCAACAGUCGUGUGUACCCAAGAAACGAGGCUCUCUCCAUAUCUAUAUUGGAUAUCUACGGAUUCGAGGAGUUAGCAUUUAACAGUUUUGAGCAGCUCUGCAUCAACUAUGCUAAUGAGACGCUUCAGUACUUCUUCACGAAAAUCAUUCUAAAGCAAGAACAGGAGGAGUACGUACGAGAGCAAAUCAGCUGGAAGGAAGUGCCUUUCUCUGACAACAAGGCCUGCAUAGACCUCAUUGCUGCUAAGCCCCAUGGGAUUCUCCGCAUUCUCGAUGACCAGAGCUGCUUUCCUCAGGCUACUGACCACACGUUCCUUCAGAAGUGCCACUAUCAUCAUGGAGAAAAUCCGCUUUACUCCAGGCCAAAAAUGCCACUGCCAGAGUUCACGGUGAAGCACUACGCAGGACGAGUGACUUAUCAGGUCCAGAAAUUCCUGGAUAAGAAUUACGAUCAGGUUCGACAAGAGGUGCUGGAGUUGUUUAUGCAGAGUCACAACCGGAUGGUUUCAAAUCUCUUUCUAAAGUAUAGCGAGAUGUUAAAUCAGCAGAAAAACGGAACGCGGAGAGACAGCACAGUUACUCGACGUUAUCAGCCCUCUACUGUAGCUGCCAAGUUCCAGCACUCUCUACAGGGGCUUCUGGACAAGAUGGAGAGGUGUAACCCGUUAUUCGUGCGCUGCAUAAAGCCAAAUAAUAAUAAGGAACCGGGGAUAUUUGAGCCAGAACUGGUGGCAGCCCAGCUCAGAUACUCGGGAAUUAUGGACACCAUCCUCAUCAGAAAGGAAGGCUAUCCGGUCCGAAUGGCUUUCCAUAAAUUCUUAAACAGGUAUAAAGCACUGCUGGGGCUGAAGAAAACCCCGCCUCCAGACGGAGACAACUGUGUCACCAUGCUAACAAAGCUGUGUCCAAUCAAAAAAGGCGAUUACCAAGUGGGCGUGUCCAAGCUCUUCCUAAAGGAAGACGUGUAUCAGCUGUUAGAAAGUAAGCGGGAUCGCGUGAGGCACCUGGCAGCGCUGACGCUUCAAAGAUACGUACGGAUGUAUUUCGCACGUAAAAACUUCGUAAAGUUCCGCAUGAACAUGACCAAACUGCAGGCCAGGUGCCGAGGCUACCUCCUGAGGCGAUAUCUCCUACAGAAGCGACUGAUCCUGAUCAAGUUCCGUUCACCGGUUCAGCUCAUCGUGAACCGCAAACGCUACAUCAGGGCGCGAGUGAGUCGAGAGGUGAUUAACGUGUCCCAGUUGGUCAUUCCUGCUGAACUGGAAGAGCUGCUGCAGGCCACAGCAGAUGGUAAAGAGGUGCAUUCCGAGUGUUUGGCUCUGGUUGAAGCGCUCAGAGUGCAGGUUUAUCCUCAACUCACACUCCCUCUGGAUAUCAAUAACUAUCUAAUGACCAAAUACAUCCGUUCCAACUUCAGGGAGCUGCAGUUUGGAAUGCUUACCGCACCUCUACAAGCUUCUCUGACUCGUCUGGAAGACGAUCUAAAACAGGAUGCUCUCGACAUCUUUUUACUGAUUUUACGUUUCAUGGGCGACCCGAACUUGAACGGCGCUCAAGAGAACCUGUUCGGGAAUUACAUCAUCCAACGGGGUUUGGCUACUCCACCAGUCAGGGAUGAGAUUUUAGCUCAGGUAGCCAAUCAGGUGUGGAGGAAUGAACACCUGCGCAACGCUGAGAGAGGGUGGCUGCUAAUGGCGGCUUGUCUGAGUUCCUUCGCUCCAAGUGACACAAUGGCCAAGUAUCUGCUGAAGUUCGUAUCUGAUUAUGCACUGAAUGGAUUUAAAGCAUUAUGCCAGCACAAGCUGCUCCAUGCCAUGCAGAAAUGCCAGCUGGGAUCCGAGGCAGCGCGGACUUACCCUCUUUCUCUUCUGGAGUGGACUGCCAACCGCAAAAAAGCCCACAUGGCCCUCCAAGUGCACUGCCUUGAUGGAAUGUCUUUGCUGUGUCCGGUUCACUCCUGGACGAGUGGUGAGGAUCUGGCGCGAGAUGUUCUACUGCACAGGGGCGUGUCCUCGGAGAGCUGCCGCGGUUGGUCGGUGCUGAUGAAAGAGGUGGGGCAGUGGGUGGAGCUUGAAGGCCAUGACUACGUGAUGGAUCUGGUGUGUGACCUCGAGCUGUUGUCAGACUUCCCGAAACAGAAAAGCUACUUCAUCAUCUCGACACAUGAUCCCACCAGAGUGCGGCACAAUGCCAGCAUAAGUCUUUUUGGCAGCGGAUUCGAUGGAGAAGACGAAGCACUGGUGACCAACAGUCUGCCAAUGUCUGAUGAUCACUACAGUCAGGGUUCUUAUGACAGAGCUCAGAGGGGAAUGGAUCGCUACGUGGACAGCCUGUUUGACCCUGUACUGUCAGAUGGACAUGGGGAUAUGGACAUGUCUGCUCUGUCUGGAAGAAUAAAAGGAGGUGGAGGUAUCGGUGCUGGCCACGGUGACGACGUUCCAUCCACAGUCAGGGUUCCUUUCUCAGCAGCUCAGCGACCAGGAGCGGUGAGGGUGCUGCCUGCUGUUCCAGCUGUGCCCAGUGUGCCGGCUCAAGAUCCGCAGACGCUGAUGGCGCAGCAGCAACAAGCUCUCAUCAAUCAGCAAGCUGUCAUUAUGGCACAAUUCUGCUUUCUGUUUAUUACUCAGGCCCAACAGAUGACGAUGCAGGCCAUCGCCAUGACGACGACGAGCCCCAUCUCCAGCCCUCCCACCAGUCCUCCUCCUACCCCCUACACCCCCUACACCCCCCUCCUCUCCGGCUCGUACUCUGCAUUACCCCCGAGCCCGUAUGCCAACUUCCCACCCAGCCCCUAUGCACAGGUUACGCCUUCGUCCUACACCGUUAGCUCGAGCGUGACCUCGAACCCCGGCUUGAACCAUCAGCUAAAGACGACGCAAACAUCCAGAAACAUGCCAGAACAGGGUAAAGACCUGAAAGAAGGUUUAGACAAGAAACAAAAUCCUGCUCCAGCAAAAGUAAUAAUAGACAAAAAGCCGGCCAAAAAACAUGCUCCAGUAGCAGUCUUAGGUCCGAUGCGAACGGCUCCGGCUCCUGAUACCGAAGUGGUGAAAUAUUCCGUCUCUAACACAGAGCAUAUCGUUCCCAGCCACAACAUAAAGGACAUCAUUAAACAAUAUCAAACUCCACCUGAGCCGCCUCAACCGGAGAGCAAGAGAAGAGAAGGCAAAGUUUUUAUGAAAAAAGUUCAUCCACAUGACGAGGCCUUACAGAUUUUGAAGACGCAGAUGGACAUUCCGCCUCCUCCACAGAGAAGAGCUCCAUCUGCUGUAACUGGAUCUAGACAAACUGGUCUCAAACCAACACAGAGCACUAAAAAGCGGGCACCAGAACCACCGUUAAAAAUACCACCAGUGUCCAGAGAUCUGCCCGUCGAAUCGGAAACCAUUCAAACAUCGCUCCACCUCAGCAACGUGGACGAAUACUACACGUACACCAACGUCCCGUGGAAGCUCUACCUCAGGAAGGAGGUGUUUUACCCCAAGGACAGCUGGAAUCAUCCACUUGUGUUGGACAUUAUAUUCAAGCAGAUUGUUAACGACAUGUUUUCAGAGGCCUGUGUGCGCAUCACCAAAGAGGACAGGCUGAAGAUGAAGGCCUUGUUUACGCAACACAAGAUAGCGCAGAACGCAAGCGUUCAGGAUGAAGGCGUAAAGAAGGCCGUUGUCUUGGCGGCCCGCGAGUCCUGGGAGAUUUAUUUCUCGCGGCUUUUCCCCGCAUCGGGCAGCGUAGGUACUGGAGUUCAGGUGUUGGCCGUGUCUCACUCCGGUAUCAAACUACUGAAAACAGUGCAGAGUAGCGCCAAAGUUCCAGAUUACUUCAGAGUUCUGAGAUCGUACAGAUACACCGACAUCCUGUUUGUGACCAUCCCGUCUCCGAACAUGCUGGAGUUCAAUUUGAUGAACGAAAAGCUGAUCCUGUUCUCCGCUAAAGCACCGCAGAUCAAGCACAUGGUCGAUCUCUUCAUCUCUCAGCUGAAGGAGGACUCUGAGUACGCCGUAGCUGAGAGGAACUACAUCACCGAAGAGCUAGCUCUGCUUAGCUUCCAUAAAGGAGACAUCAUCCGCUUGCAAGCUAUGGACAGCCUACAGGAGGGCCAGUUGUAUGGAUGCGUGGUGAAGAAGAAGGUCGUCUACCUGGAGGAGGUAAACAGAGACACAACAGACUUCGGCUGGAGGUUUGAGCCAGUGAUGAGUCGCAGUGGUGCAUUUCCCGCAGACUGCGUCAUUCCGGUAUCAGCUCCGGAUUUUCUAAAUCUGCCCUCAGACAAGCAAGGAGAGAUGAGACCCAGAAAGAGUCAGGUGAUGGCAUUACUGGCUGAUGCUGCGUGUGAACUCGACGCAACACUAGAGGAUCGUUUUGGUGAUUUGAGCGACCAUGAGACAAAUGGCAGCGUCUUCUUGGACAGUCAAUACACCAUGGUGGAAUUUGCCCGGAAAUACUUCAGGCAGUGGGGUGGCAGUAAAAGUGAGAAAUCCAAGAAAGAUCAAGGUGGCAGAGACCCUGCAGAAAUGACCAAAUUCAGCAAGAACCCCAUCCAGGAGUCACUGAUCGAGUUCACCAAGCCAAACAUGAACCGAGUCGCCUCGGAAACGUUCCUGGCCAUAAUGAAGUUCAUGGGUGACCAUCCACUUCGAGGCCAAUCUGAACAUUUUGUCCUCCACACCUUUUUAAAGUUGAUUGGCGAGUACGAGCUGAUGAGAGAUGAAGCGUACUGUCAAGUGCUCAAACAGAUCACCGCCAACACCAGCCCUAAACCAGACAGCUGUCAGAGAGGCUGGCGUCUGCUCUACAUUCUCACAGCGUAUUGCCCGUGUUCUGACGUCCUGCGUCCCUUCCUGCUUAAAUUCUUACAGGAUGCAUGCACAAGCUCGGGAUCUCUGUUUCACGGCAUUGCUAAAGCCUGCGAGCAGAACCUGAUGAAGACGUUGCAGUGUGGUGGGAGGAGUGUGUGUCCCAGCAGCAUGGAGCUCAAAGCCAUAGUGGCUGGUCGAAGCUCAAAAAGGCAGCUUUUCCUAUUUCCUGGAGGAAUUGAGCGGCAUUUAAAGAUCAAAACCUGCACCGUGGCUUUAGAUGUCAUCGAGGAGUUGUGUUACGAGUUGGCUUUGCAAAGACUGGAGGCCAUGAACGAGUACGCCAUUUUCAUAGUUACAAACAGAGGUCAGAACGUGAGGCCGCUGAAUAAACGGGAAUAUAUAUUAGACGUGAGCACCGAGGCGGAGAUGAUCGACAGCAGCUACAGCUUCUGGUUCAGACGCGUGAUCUGGGCUCAGGCGCUCAAGUUCGACAACGAGCUCAGCGUCACUGUUCACUACAACCAAGUUCUCCCUGACUAUGUGAAGGGUUUACUGACCGUGUUCCCGCCAGAUAAAGUCAGCGAGCAGCAGUUUCAUCAGAUCGCUAAACUGGCUGCGCUGCAGCACAAGGCGAAGGACGUCAUCGGUGCUCCCACCAUUCAUGAGCUGGUGGAAUAUAUUCCAGCCCAGGUGUUUAGCAGACAGGGACCUCAGCAGUGGAUGCACCUGCUUACACAACACACACACGCAAUCCGGAGCCUCAGCCCUCAUCAGGCCAGAUCACAGUUCCUGGGAUUGGUGUGUGCGUUCCCCAUGUUCGGAUCGUCCUUCUUCUACAUCCUCAGUAGUAACGACGGCACAAUCUCCACCCCCUGCAUCCUGGCUGUCAAUCAAAAUGGCCUCCACUUUCUGCACAGAGACACUCACGAGGUCCUGGUGAAGUUCCCUUUAAAGCUGGUGCAGUCGGCAUACACACAGCGGCCCAGCGCAGGAAAGAGUUACCCUUACGUGGACAUCUUACUAGGGGACGUGAGCAACCGCAGAACUACCCAGUUACAGCUGGAACAGGGAUUGGAGCUUUGUCGUGUCGUUGCCAUGCAUGUCGAGAAUCUGCUGCUACGUCAAGAAAAAAGACUGACUCUUCCUCCGAGUGAAAUCACGCUCUUAUAACACGCUGAUUUUUUUUUUUUUUGCCCAUCCCAUAAUACAUGCCGGACAAUACUAACGAUUCAAAUGCAAGAGCGAUUGAAACCGAAUGCCGAAUUGCUCCAUUCUGGUUCUGUCAGAAGUCGUAUUACCUCUUUUUAAAAAAAAAAAAAAAAAAAAAAAGUCGUGAUGAAGUUUUGUGUGAAUGGAACACGACUGAUUUGAUGUAUAUAAUGUAGAAUUGUGAUCAUUUUGUAUGAAAUUUGUAUAUACGCCAUUUUGUGACGCCAUGUUUAUGAAGACAACCUGAUUGUGUGACUCUGUAUGGUUUAUUGUGUUUACACACACACACACACACACACACUGUUACUCAGGAGAACACAAAAAUGAAAAUGUAAUUCUUCUUUUCCCUUUUGGACUUUUGUAUGAAAUCUGUGGAAUUUUGUGAUUUAUUUAUACGCAUAAUUAUCUGACAGCUCGGUGUAUUUAUGUGGACUGUAAAAGAAGGACAUUUUACACAUGAGCAGUCAAAAAUAAAUUUUUUUAUAUAAUAAAUAUUUCAGAUUUAUCAGUUUUUGGGUUUGUUAUAUUCCAGAAAGUUCUCUGGACUCACUAUCAGAAUCACAGUGCUGCUGCGAGUCAAAAUGGCGUCCGUUUCAUUCUAAUGAUUUUCAGCGAAGAUUUUCUUUUAAUAACGAUGCAGGAUGUUCGUUCAAGAGCGAAGAAAAACACACGUUUUUGAUAAGAUAAAAUGCGCUUCCAAAGCAUGCAUGCUAACCCAAACAUCUUUUUGUUUAGCAGCCGAAGGCGUUUGCCUGACUUUAGCUUUACGACUUCUUGUAAAGUUUACGGAAAAAUGUAUGAAAAUUCAGAAUGUCCUUUGCAGAAAGGCACUUCCUGUUUCACAAUCCUUCACAUUAGUGAGUGACAAAGCAACUUUUUCCUCAAUCAUAUGCAAAUUAGGUAUCAUGGUAAAGCGGCAAAUCUAAAUUACUGACUCAAAAGAUUAUUUGAACCAAUCAUAUCGCACGUGCGGUGCGACGUUUCUUCAGUUCCCCACUCACAACUUCAGUUGCUAGCUUCUCAUUUACCGUUUGAUGUGCAAAAAUGUAGGAAUUAUCAGGGUUUCAUCUUAUCUUGUCAUUAAAUGUGUAUGUAGACAUUACAGAGAGAAAUAAAGAUCGCUGUUGUCUCUGGUGAGUGGACAUAGCGAGUACAGUUAGCAUGCUUUUUCCUACUGACAUGUAAAAAUUUCACACUGAUUAGCGCGUUAUUUAUUUUUGUUAGCUCUAGGCUAUACAUUUUGGCUGCUAGAGUUUCUCUUGUUAAUUUAGCACCAAGCUAGGGGACGAUCAUGCUGCGAACAUCGGUGUCAAAACGAACGCACCUUUUCAGUCGGCAAGCCGCUCAUGCGCAUGCGCAGUACAGAAAACAGUUUACGGCAAGCGGGUUUACGCUGCACCGUUUUACGGCAACCGUUACGCACUGGACUGAAAAUCCCGUUUCCAGGAAUUAACCUGGAUUUUGUUUUGCAAAGGAAAGAUGGAUUAACGACAGCAACACUGCUUUAUCAGACAGGAGAGACUGUUGCAUUGCUGUUCUGUCGCUGUUUAGUUAGCGGUAGCCGCGUUAGCAAGCUAGUCAGUUUCCCAGUCUCCGGUUUGUGUUGAUGUGGUGGAAGCUUAGUUACCAAUAAAUAUCUCACUAGCAACAAACCUUAACAUUCAUUCUUUGGUAAACAGCAUUGAACCAGGAAUACUUGAGUGUUUAGUGCAGACAUGUGCGUUUAAAGAAGAAAAAAAAAACACCAGGUUCUUUUUUUUUUUUUUUUUCCAGUUUGCUUAGCUAACAGUUAGCAUACGCAGUUAGUGCACAGCGUGCCUUCAGUCACGUCGCUCAUGCUGUGUUCAAGUGCUCUCGGAAUUAUGGUUAACUACGAAUUCCCAACUUAGAAGUUGCACACAAGUUAAUAACACGACUUAAUAUUUUCAAAGCAUUAGCGUGGAGGAAAGUGUCACGUUUAGAGGUCGGUGCUUGGUAGGUAAAUCUUUGG
This is a messenger RNA of Pangasianodon hypophthalmus (striped catfish), 9481 nucleotides long. RefSeq names its product myosin XVAb (gene myo15ab). The record is from RefSeq and is a predicted model, not a curated record. Gene Ontology annotation, cellular component: myosin complex; cytoskeleton. Gene Ontology annotation, molecular function: cytoskeletal motor activity; protein binding; ATP binding. Lineage: Eukaryota; Metazoa; Chordata; Actinopteri; Siluriformes; Pangasiidae.